AAGUCAGCUUUACACUCAUUUACCCAUUCAUACAGGGUAGAAAUGAGCAUUCUUACUGCACUCUGUCCAUUCAGGGUCAAUACAUUCGUCCGGGGCGGGCAGUACAGCGGGAGUGGGAUUCGAACCAACAACCUUCAGCCUGUGCAAGGCGACGGCUCUACCCAUCACGCCACCUGCUGCCGGACAGCGGGCUUUCGCUGCAUUAUAUUCAAGUGUGUUCCUAUCGGUGCGGCUGCGCUUCUGAAAAGCGAAGCGCGAUUUCUCUUUUUCGCCCCCGAUGCGCUCUAAGCCUGGACACGGCCGGCGGAGCCUCGGGACCUCGUGUCGCUGCCAGGGAGCCGCUGAAGCGCGGGGGGGAGGGACGUGUCCGCUGCACGAGGCGGCCGCUCGGUGGAGCGUCUCGCUGCCACAGUCCCCGGCGAGGCCGGAAAGCGCCGCCGCCGCCGCAGCCGCAGCCGCUGCGCCUCCGAGUCCCCGAGUCCGCUCGCUCGCUCACCCGCCCGCCGGCCGCCGGAGCAGGAAUGGCGUCGCUCGGCUGAAACUCGCGCACUUCGUUCCUCACCAGCUGAACUGUCGGCCGGCGCCAUGAACCUUUUACCGUCCAACCCGCACGGGAACGGCCUCCUGUACGCCGGGUUCAACCAGGACCACGGUUGCUUUGCAUGUGGAAUGGAGAAUGGAUUCCGAGUAUACAACACAGAUCCACUGAAAGAAAAAGAAAAGCAAGAAUUCCUUGAGGGUGGUGUGGGUCAUGUGGAGAUGCUGUUCCGAUGUAAUUACCUUGCACUUGUCGGAGGAGGAAAGAAACCUAAAUAUCCGCCAAAUAAAGUCAUGAUCUGGGAUGACCUGAAGAAGAAAACGGUGAUAGAAAUCGAGUUCUCCACAGAAGUGAAAGCAGUGAAGCUUCGGAGGGACAGGAUCGUCGUAGUUCUGGACUCCAUGAUCAAAGUGUUCACCUUUACCCACAACCCCCACCAACUGCAUGUGUUUGAAACCUGCUACAACCCCAAAGGCCUCUGCGUCUUGUGCCCCAACAGUAACAACUCGCUGUUGGCCUUCCCCGGCACACAUUCUGGCCACGUGCAGAUAGUGGAUCUCGCCAACACGGAGAAACCACCAGUGGACAUCCCUGCUCAUGAGGGGGCGCUCUGCUGCAUCGCUCUCAAUCUGCAGGGAACACGGAUAGCCACAGCCUCAGAAAAAGGGACCCUGAUCAGGAUAUUCGACACCUCUUCUGGACACCUGAUCCAGGAGCUGAGGAGAGGUUCGCAAGCAGCCAACAUUUACUGCAUUAACUUCAACCAGGAUGCCUCACUCAUCUGUGUGUCCAGUGACCACGGCACCGUACACAUAUUUGCUGCCGAGGAUCCUAAAAGGAACAAACAGUCCAGUUUGGCUUCUGCAAGCUUCCUUCCCAAAUACUUCAGUUCCAAGUGGAGCUUUUCCAAGUUCCAGGUCCCAUCCGGCUCCCCCUGUGUCUGUGCCUUUGGAACGGAGCCCAACGCGGUCAUAGCCAUAUGUGCUGACGGCAGCUACUACAAGUUCCUGUUCAACCAAAAAGGGGAGUGCUCCAGGGAUGUCUAUGCACAGUUUCUGGAAAUGACAGAUGAGAAGAUCUGAGCCCCACUGACACCACCCCUGUUUUGUUUUUUGUGUGUGUGCUUUUUUCUUUUCUGUUUUUUUUUUUUAUUUUUUUUAUUUUUUUUUAAGGGGCAGCUGCCUCAUUUCACACCUUUCUGCUGAAGACGGACACUAACAGCACAUCAGUCAGUGAGAGGUGGGGGUGGGUACUGUCACAGCACAGUAGUCAAACGAGACGUUGGCGGAGGGGGCAUUAGUACACUUUACCAUGUGCUCUGUGGAAUUUUUACUUCCUUGGUCAGAACUGAAAACGUUCACGUUGGUGGUCAGCUGGUGGCCGAAAGACUAUCCUGACCAAUGGCAGAGCAGCGUUGAAUCAGGUGUCCUCAGACAUUUUUCCCUUGAUGGACAAUUUUUUAUGGCUUUUCAGAGUGAUCUACACUAGCCACAUACUUUGAAGAGGUCCUGUUGUGGUAUCACACUAAAGAAUGUAUUCUAUAGUAUUUGGUCUGAUUUGUAAAAGAUAGAAUCCAUUCUCCUAGAUCAGUAGGUAUAAACUUUGUUGAGUAACACCACCUAACCAAGUGUAGGGAGUGCCUCUAUGCUUAUUUGAAGAAGAGUUACACAUAUAUACAAAAAACCUGUUAGCACUAGAAUUGAUUUUACUCACUGUAUAAAAUAAUAUGCCAUAUGGAACCUCUGUAAUUGUAGACAUGUAUAGAAGAGAAAACAUUUUAUGUUGAAGAAUGUGGUUCUUCAUUUCGUGUUACUCGCCUGUAUGUGCAAUGCUCAUAUAUUUUUUGCAUUCCUUUUUCAGCAGUGUUAUGCUGCCAACUUUCAGUGCAGCAUAAAGAGCCACCUUGUCUACAGCAUGCCACUGGUAACAAAUUAAUCUGAAGUUUCCUCACCUGACUGUGAGGAGAGAAAAAAAGGCACUAAUUUUGUCACCAAAAGCAUUAAUUCCAUAGGUUUACCAUAAUGAGAGCAUACCUUGUUAAUACUCUAACUGUACAGCGAGAAACAGGACACUUGUUUUAUUUCUAUUGCAGACUUACUGUGAUUCUUGCAGAUUAAAAAAAUGGAAGGUAAACAGAGUGGCGACCUUUGGAUUUUACGCAGCUUUAAAGCAGCAAACUGUGCAGCGGUAGGGUCUCUAGAAUGCGCUCGGCUAUUUUUGUCUAUAAUAACAGGCUCUCAGCAGGCCAGCUCCGCCGUUUCCACUUCGCCGUGUGAAUCUGGGUUUGGCCGUGCCUCCAGCAGUGCAGCUCCACGGUCCGCACGGUGCCGCUGGGUCGAGGUGUACUUACCGGUUUUGGUCACGAACCUUCUUGGACUUCAUAUUCAUCCUGGCAGUGAAGCAGUGGGGUUUGACCUGAGACUGGUCAUGUAUGACAGUUGUUUUUCUAUUGUUUACGGUUCUGUGCCAUGUAAUCAGCUGGCGACCUCCUGAAAUACCUGUAGAUCAGCGCUAAGCUUGGAGAAUAAUUAUACCUUUUUCAUACAUCUUGAUUACAGUAUGCAUCAAAAUAAUUCCAUCAUCUUGUAACACUCACAUUGUUCAGCUGUGUGUGUGUAUAUGGUAUGUCUGCCUGUUUAACCCUUUUUGUUGCAUAUUUAAUGUUUUCAUAGUAAAUCAGUGUGACCUUCUGAGAUACAGGGCCAGUUGUAAAUGUUGAGGAACAGUCAGCUUCCAGUAGGUUCACAUCAGUCGUGAAUUCUGCAAACGAGGGCAAAAUUAGGAAUGUUGCUGUGACAUUGUACAAUUUUGAUGCUUUGUUAAAAUUAAAAUCUGUUUGUUAAUCCAGUUUUUAUAUCCAUGUUAUCUGGCUUGCUGGAGGCAGUGUUCUGUUUGACAAAUUGUAUUUUUCACUCGUGCCAUUAUCAUCUAAACUUUGAAUGAGGGCCAGCUGUUUAAGAGUAACUUUCAGACCAGUUCAGUCUGCAGUCUAGUUUACGUUGUCAUCGGUACAUCUGUACAAUGUCCAUUAUUUUGACCUCACUUGAUGCGCAGUCAAGGUUUUUCCUCAAUUGAUAAGAUUUGCAUUUCUUGUAAGAUGGUUUGUGGCCCAGGAGUGACCUCAGUAAGGUAACAAAGUUUAAUUGUUUCAAUAAAAUUUGAAUUUUUGUUGGUU
Molecule: messenger RNA, 3713 nt
Organism: Scleropages formosus (Asian bonytongue)
Lineage: Eukaryota; Metazoa; Chordata; Actinopteri; Osteoglossiformes; Osteoglossidae
Gene: wdr45b
Product: WD repeat domain 45B
Exons: 10
Coding region: 586-1620 (344 amino acids)
Molecular function (GO): protein binding
Source: RefSeq, a predicted model, not a curated record